CACCAUCAAUACAUUAAAGCAACAUAAACUAUUUUCAAUCAUGCAAUCUGCUUCCCAUGAAUAUCCACCACCACCACCACCACCACACGGCCAUCCACCAUUGGCACCACCGCCGGCACAAUACCCACCUGGUAUUCCACCUCCACCCAUGGUCUCUACUGGCCAAUGGUCUAGUGGCCUUUGUGAUUGUGGCUCAGAUGUCACAAAUUGUUGCAUUACGUGUUGGUGCCCUUGUAUUCCUCUCGGACAAAUUGCCGAGAUUGUAGAUAGGGGAAAUACAUCAUGUGCUGUACACGGAUCCCUUUACACGGUUAUUCUCCUCCUGACAGGAUGUCAAUGGAUAUAUUCAUGUAUGUAUCGGUCUAAAAUGAGACAACAAUACUUGUUACCAGAGGAACCAUGCAACGAUUGUCUUGUCCAUUUUUGUUGUGAGCCAUGCGCAAUGUGUCAAGAGUAUCGGGAGCUCAAACAUCGUGGAUUUGACAUGUCUCUUGGAUGGCAUGGAAAUAUGGAGAGGCAAAACAAUGGAGUUAUGAUGCCAGUGUUUGCUCCCGCUCCCAUGGAAAUGAAACGUUAAUUAUUUGUAAUGAAGUUUGAAAAAGCUUUGAAUUACUUAUGAGUGCAUAAAGGUUUAAGAUAUAAUGUGUGUACAUUAUCUAUUUUUGUUUAUAAUGAAAAUCUACCUUGGUCA
Lactuca sativa (garden lettuce) is the source of this 691-nucleotide messenger RNA. Its product is annotated as protein PLANT CADMIUM RESISTANCE 2. NCBI's taxonomy places the organism in Eukaryota, Viridiplantae, Streptophyta, Magnoliopsida, Asterales, Asteraceae. The record is from RefSeq and is a predicted model, not a curated record.